Molecule: messenger RNA, 8378 nt
Organism: Orussus abietinus
Lineage: Eukaryota; Metazoa; Arthropoda; Insecta; Hymenoptera; Orussidae
Gene: trc
Product: serine/threonine-protein kinase tricorner
Exons: 10
Coding region: 1582-3282 (566 amino acids)
Biological process (GO): peptidyl-serine phosphorylation; intracellular signal transduction
Molecular function (GO): protein serine/threonine kinase activity; ATP binding
Source: RefSeq, a predicted model, not a curated record
CGCGGUCGUUCCUCGAGUCUCGCUCGGUAACGCGGCGGCGGAUUGCGCAACUGAGUCCGGCGGUCGUCCCGCCAGGAUGGGUUAAGCGCCCGGACGCGCCGGGCGGAUCGGUCGAGAGGCCAGGUCGGGCGGGCGGCGAGGCCGCCCGGGGGACGAGGACGGCCGACCGCCGCGCCGCGAGGUCGAGGCCCCCCGUCGGCCCUCGGCCGCCGGCGGCCAUCUGACGAGCCCCCCCUGUGAUCGCGGAAUCGACGUACCUGCCCCCCAGCGACGAGGAGGAAGAAAGAGAGAGAGAGAGAGAGGUCCGACCCGUACUUAAGGCGAGCUUUAUUUAACGCGGAACCUCGAGCUCGCGCGACGUUGCCGCGCUUCCUCCGCGCCUACCCCAGAUGACAUAUAUAUAUCUAUAUCUAUAUCUACACAUAUAUACGCGUAUAUAUUUAUAUACACGUGCGAGAGUCUGACUUGCGACGCGAGCCUGCCCAAAACACGGGCGAGCCGGCAGGCCGUCGAGGUUACAUGUAGUAUUAGUAAACCGUGCAAACCGAGUACCUUAAAUCUACCAAAAACACGGGAGAGGAGGAGAGGGAGAAGGAAGUCGCCGGCCGCGGAGCGAGGAGAGCAACGUUGAGGCUGUGUCGCAAGAGGGCGACCCCUCGUGGGGACAUCGCGCGACCGCACUUUUAGCGCCGGAAGCACUUUUCCCCGGAGGUCGGCGAAUCCGUCGAUUCCGCGCGAGUCCGCGGAUCGCGAUAUCGCUUAUCGAUCCCACCCGGCUCCGAUAACGGCCGGGGCCCUCGACGUCGCGACGACGCGCAGCGAGCGACAAGUGGUUACGAGCGGCGAGGCCGGAGCGACGACGCUCCAGUGCAGGAGGAUCGUCUUCCUGGGAGUCUCCGUUUUAGGGAUCUUUAAGCCGGUGGAGGAUCGUCGACGAAGACGUACGAAGAUCAGGGAAAAGGAAGUGGAAGGAAGAACGGGACGCUACGGGGGACCGCGAACCAAGAUACAGAGGGAGGAAGGAAGAGCUUGACGUCGCCGCAACAAGUGGACGGCGCCCACGUGGCGUCGCGACGCCACCGUAUCGACGACUUCGCAACCUCGGGGAAGAGUCGACGGAUCCUCGGGCGACGUUACGCAAGACUCGCGCCGUCUCUCGUGACGUGUCGCGACGAUAAACUCGGUCUCUCCGUCUCUCUUUCUCUCGCUGGCUGAUAACGGAGGUGCGGAGCGGUGCCAAGCGGAGUCGCGCUUCCUGGUGACCAGGGGAGCCUGGAGGAGGACCUCGAAACGGAGCCGAGUCCUGGGGCGGUCGGACCACGAGGAGACGUCGACUCGCUGGUCGAGGACGCCCUUGGUCGGGGAAGGAGGCGAACCCGAGGAGGGGGAUAUCAAAGCGGCGGAGGAGUUAAAAGUAUAGAUUUAGAGAGGCGAGAGAACACGUGGGGGAUUGGAGUUCGAGGAAACGGUACCUGAGAGUCGCUUUAAGGGUCGAGGUUUGGCCGGCCAGGAUCUUGAGGAUCUUGGGGAGGAUCUCGCGGGGACUCCGAAGUGACCCACGAGGGUGAAGACGGACUUUGGAUGACUUUCCUAUUUUGCGGCUUCGUCUUCGACUCCUCCGACGACAAGGCCGGACCGAUGCCGGUGGCGUCGGAGGACUGGGUGCCGCACCCGGCCAAGAUCGGCGGGGGGGCCACCGUCCAGGGCACCGCGGCCGCGUGGACGUCCCCCUACGGGAGGGCCGCGCCUCCCGGGGACAGGGGCCCUCCCGGGCCAAACCACGGCACCGUCAUCCUCGAGGGGUGUCGCCCCCCGGCCGCCAGGAGGUUCCUCAGGUGGUUCAGCAGGCUCGGCCAGCCGCCCAUCGGGAAGUCAGGGGUGCUGGAGAUGGCGGCCACCGAGAGUACAAUCAGAUUCAGCGGUCACACGUUGGACAAGGCCACAAAGGCGAAGGUGACGCUUGAGAAUUACUACAGCAACCUGAUAGCCCAGCACAUCGAGCGCAAGCAGAGGCUCGCUAAGCUGGAGGAAUCCUUGAAGGACGAGGGCCUCUCGGAGCAACAAAAGCAGGAGAAAAGGCUGCAGCACGCCCAGAAGGAGACCGAGUUCCUCAGGCUGAAGCGCUCCAGGCUCGGCGUCGAGGAUUUCGAGCCCCUCAAAGUCAUUGGCAGAGGUGCUUUCGGCGAGGUGAGACUCGUGCAGAAAAAGGACACCGGCCACGUGUACGCCAUGAAGAUCCUGAGGAAGGCGGACAUGCUGGAGAAGGAGCAGGUCGCCCACGUAAGGGCCGAGAGGGACGUCCUCGUCGAGGCUGAUCACCAGUGGGUCGUCAAGAUGUACUACAGUUUCCAGGACCCGAUCAACCUGUACCUCAUCAUGGAGUUCUUGCCCGGAGGCGAUAUGAUGACCCUCCUUAUGAAGAAGGACACGCUGUCCGAGGAGUGCACGCAGUUUUACAUUUCGGAGACGGCGUUGGCCAUCGACUCCAUACAUAAGCUAGGUUUUAUUCAUAGGGAUAUCAAGCCGGACAACCUGUUGCUGGACGCACGGGGCCACAUAAAGCUCUCGGAUUUCGGACUGUGCACCGGCUUAAAGAAGUCCCACAGGACCGACUUCUACCGGGACCUCAGCCAGGCGAAACCGUCCGACUUCAUGACGUCCUGCGGAAGCGGGAGCGGCGGGGCGAUGGACAGCAAAAGGAGAGCCGAGAGCUGGAAGAGAAACAGAAGAGCACUGGCCUACAGCACCGUCGGCACUCCUGAUUACAUCGCCCCGGAAGUCUUUCUGCAGACCGGGUAUGGGCCUGCUUGCGACUGCUGGUCUCUCGGGGUCAUCAUGUACGAGAUGCUCAUAGGGUAUCCCCCGUUCUGCAGCGAAAAUCCUCAGGAAACUUACCGAAAAGUCAUGAACUGGCGCGAGACGUUGAUUUUCCCUCCGGAAGUGCCCAUCAGCGAGGAGGCCAAGGAUACGAUCAUCAGGUUCUGCUGCGAAGCCGAUAGGAGACUAGGCUCUCAGAGAGGCAUCGAGGAGCUGAAGCUCGCCCCCUUUUUCCGCGGUGUCGACUGGGAGCACAUCAGAGAAAGACCAGCUGCCAUUCCGGUCGAAGUGAGGUCCAUCGACGACACGUCGAACUUCGACGAGUUCCCGGACGUGAAACUCGAAAUACCGUCAGCUCCACUGCCGCAAGAUGGAGAAGUGAUAUACAAGGACUGGGUCUUCAUCAACUACACGUUCAAGCGAUUCGAAGGUCUGACGCAACGCGGUACGCCUACCAAGAAAUAGCAACCCCCGACAGGCUGUUCGGUCGCCAGCAAUCAGCAAUGCGACCCGAUUGGAAUCCCAGCCCUGGUACAUCAGACACACCCGCCGUUCCCGUCGUCUCGAGGCGAUGGCUGAUCCGACCAGCGAUUGGCAGCAACACUCCAGCCCUCGGCAUUCAGGAACGAACGAUCCUUCUCUGUCUGUACAUAGGAUAUGCGAUGCGAGCACGAGACACGUACGGUCCACGAUUACCACCUAAGCAACGAGAUUGACAUCCGACCACGACUAUUGGAGUAUCCGUACCGAGAGGCACGACGAUUCCGGAAGGAGGGUGCCGGAUUUUUGACCCUUGACCCGCGACUUUCUGUGCCCAGGACUAUGUGGAUGCACCUUGGGAGUGUCACGAUGCACGUAUGACACGUGGGGUGGCGGGAAACGACACGUGGAGGUGAUUGUUUACCCACGGUGGGGUCUUGGUAGGUCGCGAUGGCUUUGAUCUUUCGUCCCGGGUCUCGACCCAGGUCGAAUGUUCAAAUCGGAAGUGAUUCGACGCGUCUAGCAUAAUAAGCUCUCUGUGGUACGGUGUAACGAGGGGUCGCAGGUCACUCUGCACCUGGAUCCUCGCAUGUAUAUGUUAUUAGGCGUGCAUGCCGAUAGAUCGCACCUAUCGAUGUUCCGCGGAUGCUUUAAGGGUACAUUCGACGGAUAUACGUGGUCGAACUCGAAGAGAUGUGUCUUCUUCAGCUCCCAGGUCCCUCUUGCCUUUCCCGCCGCGAAAGAAGGCGUUUCAGAUCAUUCACGCCCUCCUCGGUUAUAACCUCUUACACGCCAUGGGGACUUGGAACGCUAUAUAAGAAAUGCUUUCUAAAAUUAGGCGCUUUUCGGUAGGAACUUUCUGUCCAUGUCUUUGCUGGCAUCGAAGUCUCUCUCUCUCUCUUGAGAUUUUCUCUGCAAUUAACGCGGCAACGGUAUUACGUUAACGUUUAAUUGUACAGUCUUGUUAUAGGGCACAUUAGUUGGGCGUUGGAACGCGGAAUGGAGGAGUCCACGGGUUUAUUAUUCGAUUUGCGAGGCUGUAGUGGUUUGAUCUCACGGCGUCUCAUUGUUCGGGGGAAAUUGACGGUUCAAGAGCAGGGCGAGGUACAUGUGCUGUACAUGUUUAAAAGGAAAAGGAGGCAAGGUGAGCGCGUUGUUGGCGCGACACUUCCACGGCGAAGGACAAUGAAAAAGCGUAAAAGACGUAAAAACGCGGUUUUUACGGUUCGGAUCUUUUCCGCUGCCUUAGCAAGGUUCCUAGCCAUCGGUCUUACGAUCGAGUGCUUCUAUAUUUAAGAUCCCAGCUUACCUCGAAAUUAAAAGGUCUCUGGUCCGCUGGAGAUUCGAUUCACCCUCGAGAGGGAGCGUUUACGCAUUUCCGUCGAAUGUACGCUCUGCGAUUUCUUCAGGCCGCGUAAAGAUUCACGACUCCUGUCAAGAGGAUGCUGAUAGCCAGGGCACCCCGGUAAUAAAAUAAAGGUAGCGAGAGGAAGGAUCGAAAGACGGUCAAGGGAUGACAAGAGACACGUGCGUCCGGACGCAUCCGCUCAUGGAAACCUGUACACGCUCCGGAUCCAGCAAGAAAAGAUGUACCCCGUUUAAUUAAUUUCUAAUGUCCUUUUUUUUUGGUCCAGUCCAGGAGCUCGAUCCUUAAAAAUUAAGUAUACAGAACUGUCGGGCUCCUAAUCAAGUACAGUGGCGGUUGUAAAUGCCUUCCCUGCUGAUGUAGGGUCGACAAUCUAUGAUGGGAACGCAUUCACGUCCACCAGGGUACAAGAACAAUAUUGUAUAUUCCUCCGAAUUUGUGAAUAACCGAGUUCUCUCAAGUGCAACGGAUGGAGACCCACUUCGCGCCGUGGCGAGAUGCAUUUCUUGGGGGGGCAGGAACGCGUGGAAUUCCGGAUUGGUUAAUUCCCGAGACCCCCGGGUUCUUCUCGCGACCCUCAAAGCUUUGUACAUUUCCCGAGGAGCUGAUGCAUACAUCUCGCGAGAGAUGGGCACGCGAAGUGCAUCCUGCACCGAGCAAGCCCCCCGGGUGCCUCCUCGCACCGAGGGGCGAUUAGGGUUACGAGGUAUAAACUAACCCACCUACGACUAAAGGGGGAGAGGAAAAAAAAAAUCAAUGAUAAGAAAUAGUAAACGGAGCUAAACAAACCGCAAAAACUAUUUUCUGCAUCGCGCUAAGUGUUAAUGACCGCGAGGACUGUAAUUUAAAGCCGAGAACAACUAGCGAGCCCGUAAAGGUUUAGUCUCUCUUGUCGCCGUUGAGUACACAUGCUCUGACGUCCAAUGCUAAUAUGUAAAAGUAAGCGUAAUACGAUUGCGAUUGAUUUAUUUAGAGAGAAGUUUUAACGUUAAAUACAGCCAAUAGCCACAAGAUGCCUUCGUCGCAGCAGGUUCGCCGGUGCCCUGGAAACAGUAUGCGAGUGGAUGAUUUCGACGAUCGCGAGGAACUCUUGAGAAUAUGUGUGUUACACGGGAUAUGUUUAAGGUGUUAAUUAGAUGUACCGAGCGCGAGUAGGAUGUCGAGAUGACGAAGGGGUUGACGAAGGAAGUGAAGACGAUGAAGACGACGCCGAAGACGGUGACGCGCCCUGCUAAGCGCCGACGAUAGGAUGCGUUAUUACCGAAAAAGCUUCCUUUACAUUCCAGGAAGAAUUUCGCGAAAUUCGGAGGUGCUGUAAGAUCAUGGAUAGCAUCGAUAAUGAUCGUGUCGUCGGCCUUAGCACUGAUAGCGACACCGAUAACCUGGCGAUUGAGGAGGACGAUGAUUGCGACCGCCGAUGACCGUUAACCGAAGUUGUCAAUGUAUUUACACGUAAUCUCACCAUUAACAUUAAUGUACACGUAUUCAGACGAGUUAAAGGAGUCGAGUAGAUCGCGGUAAUUAUUGUCGGUGUACGCUGUAAAUAUGUAACGAGGGGAUUGGGGUGUCAUUAAGGGGCGGCGGACGAGGCUGGGGAUGCGACUCGCUCGAUCGGUUGUAUUAUCAAUUGCUCUCGUUACGUACAUCGCGAGUUGGAAAUCUCACGGGGUGGGUCGAGGGACUCACGUUUUAUUCGUCUUAAGGGGAUCUGAAAGCGGCAUCCGGAAGCUCAACCGUUCGUCUGACUUUUCUCCAAACUGAGGGCACCGAUUGGUUUCAAACAUUACAACCUGGACGCGGAGGCUGUAAAGAUGGUCCCGGCACCCGUGAAAUUUCAUGUCUCAUGAAAUAUUUUAGAAAUAUGAACAGAUUAAGAAAAGAAAAUUGAAGUCUUAAGGGGGUAGGGACCUUCGUUUUAGGCUCUGCAAUCUCGUUGUCAGGUUGGAAACGACUCGGUACUCUCCAUUGGGGAUGAGUUUCAUAAAUGGGACAUCCUUGACGCCACUUUCACAUAGCCUUAAUCCUAGAUGGUCUUAACGUGCGCGCAAAUGCUUGACUGUCGCGUUGGAAAAUUGGCCACCGUAGCUGAUCUCUCCUAGCUGAUUUCGAUAAUCGCUACGUAGAUGUUAAGUCGACGUUGUUUAGGGUGGUCCAACGGGCGCGGGGAGGGAGGUAACAUCUUCCAGAUAUUUUCUACACGCGAUUAUAGGUACCAGCCUCGAAACUAGGCCUCGAAGGGACCUAAGGCCCGAUUUGGAUCGCCCUAGUAUAAGCGUUUCCCGAUGUCUUAGGUUCCGGCAGGAAAACGUGCUGCACCCUUCUUCGAACUUUCCGGCAAUUUAGAGCGUCCAAGAGUUAACUCGCUGCCGACUUGCAUAGGGGUAUAUAGGCGCAUGUAUUGCAUCGUAUUUGCGUAAUUCGCUCUCCCUCCGAUGUACUUGUACGUCCCGUUUUUCCGUUUCCUUCCUCAUUUCUCACUUCUAUUUUUUUUUCCCCCCUUUCCCUAUCUUUUCCUUUCGGGGGAGUGCUUUCGCUCUCGUACACGCGGAACGGACUAAAGACGCAAGCUCGGCCGACCUAUCUCGAUGUCGGGAUAUAUCUAUAUUGUGAUAAUGAAAUACGAAUCGAGCCGAACGAGACGACCGUUCGUGUCUACUCGGUCUUACGUUUCGGUACAAGGUCCCAUUUGUUUGGCAGGGCCCCAGGCCUUCAUUUUUUACUCGCUCGAGGAGGAACUUUACGUCCAUUGUAUCACUAAUCGCGGGAGGAAUAAGAUGUACGGAAAUUCGACUUUCCAUUGGUUGUUUUCGUCGGUCGGAAAUCUACGGUAUUACCGAUUGAGGCGCUCGUUGAAGUCUCAGCUUUUUGGGCUUGUAGGAAAUCCAGGGUUUCGAAUUGUCUCGGAAUUUCUUACUCUUCUUCUUUUUUUGUUUUCCCUCUCCUUUCGGUUCUGUACGUCUUAUUCUUAUUACCUGCGGUCGUAUGAUCAGUUCUAUGGAGAUAUACCAAGUCCGAACGACGAUGUUUGCGAGGAAAUCCGUGGACUAUUAUUUGCUUGUUGGAGAAAAUGAGAGGAGAAAUAUGGUCGUCGCGACUGUACGGAUCUGUGGCGCGUCUCAAUGGUUCCCUUCAACUUUAUCCCCAAUUUUUGUACAGUAACUUAGCAGAAUUUCAUUAGCUGGAUUUACGUAGCCUUAAAUAGCAGGCCCUUCGCGGCUAUACCACAGUGUUAAGACGUAGGGAUUCUUUUUAAAUCGAGCACGUGGAGGGGGCGUGCAUCCCUGCACUUCGGUGCAUCGGCGUAUCGUCCCUCUUCUCUCUCUUUCUCUCUUUUUAUUUUUUAGCGCCCACUCUUGAGGAGGACGCUGAAAAUAAUCCAAUAAUGGUUUAAGUCACCCGAAACUCACGCGACUGCGUUUAAGGCCGACAGCUUAUUAAAACGAUAUCACGCCUAAAGUUCUAACAUUACGGCUACUAGGGUGGGGAGUCAUUAGGCCGAAAUCACGUACACGCAAAAAAGGAGAAAAAAAAAAGUGACAAGUGAAUGCAGAUAUUUUAUAGUAGGCUUGUGAUUAAAUUAAAAAUAAAAAAAAUGAAAGAUUGAUUAUCGAACAAUCCGAGGGGGGAAACGAUGUGUAAAGAGGAAUACUAUUGCUUUCCACAUGCAGAAUAUACUAUUGUAAUUAUGUCGUUAAUAAAUUGUUUUUUAUUUUAA